Molecule: messenger RNA, 2152 nt
Organism: Mesitornis unicolor (brown roatelo)
Lineage: Eukaryota; Metazoa; Chordata; Aves; Mesitornithiformes; Mesitornithidae
Gene: RNF103
Product: ring finger protein 103
Exons: 2
Coding region: 62-1705 (547 amino acids)
Biological process (GO): protein ubiquitination
Cellular component (GO): endoplasmic reticulum
Molecular function (GO): ubiquitin-protein transferase activity
Source: RefSeq, a predicted model, not a curated record
UUGGCCGUAGGUCAUAGCGAACGACAGAAGCCCGCUGGUGGGUAAAGUCCACUGGGAGAAAAUGGUGAAGAAAGUAUCCAGAUUUGGCAUACGUACUGGCACGUUUAACUGUUCCAGUGACCCCAGGUACUGCAGGAGGAGGGGUUGGCUGAAAUCCACCCUCAUUAUGUCGGUUCCACAAACCAGUACCUCCAAGGGAAAAGUAAUGCUCAAGGAAUACAGCGGGCGCAAAAUCGAAGUGGAGCACAUCUUCAAAUGGAUCACAGCCCAUGCUGCUUCUCGGAUUAAAACCAUCUACAACUCUGAACAUUUAAAAGAAGAAUGGAACAAAAGCGACCAGUACCGUGUGAAAAUAUACCUGUUUGCCAACCUCGACCAGCCUCCGGCGUUCUUUUCUGCACUAAGUGUAAAGUUUACUGGAAGAGUAGAGUUUAUUUUUGUGAACGUGGAAAACUGGGACAACAAAAGUUACAUGGCAGAAAUUGGUGUCUACAAGACACCAUCGUACAUACUUAGGACUCCUGAGGGGAUUUACAGGUAUGGAAACAACACUGGUGAAUUCAUAUCACUACGUGCCAUGGAUUCCUUUUUGCGCUCAUUACAACCAGAAGUUAAUGAUUUAUUUGUUUUGAGCUUGGUUUUGGUUAAUCUGAUGGCUUGGAUGGACCUGUUUAUUACACAAGGCGCUACUAUAAAGCGGUUUGUGGUUCUUAUAAGCACUUUAGGGACGUAUAAUUCAUUAUUAAUUAUUUCCUGGCUACCCGUGUUAGGGUUUUUGCAACUACCCUACUUAGACAGCUUUUAUGAGUACAGUUUAAAACUCUUCAGGUACUCGAACACAACUACUUUGGCUUCUUGGGUAAGAGCCGACUGGAUGUUCUACUCUUCACAUCCAGCCCUCUUCCUCAGCACGUACCUUGGUCACGGUUUACUAAUCGAUUACUUUGAGAAGAAAAGAAGACGCAAUAACAACACCGACGAAGUCAACGCCAAUAAUCUGGAGUGGCUGUCAAGCCUGUGGGACUGGUACACCAGCUACUUGUUUCAUCCUAUUGCUUCUUUUCAACACUUUCCUUUUGACUCAGAUUGGGAUGAAGACCCGGAUUUGUUCUUGGAGCGGUUGGCCUUCCCUGAUCUCUGGCUUCACCCUCUGAUACCAACCGAUUACAUAAAAAACUUACCGAUGUGGAGGUUUAAAUGCCUGGGCGCCCAUUCUGAUGAGGAAACGCCGGAAACCUUUCAAGACAGCGAAAGUGACUCUGACAGUGAAAACAAAGAGGUCUUCAGCAGUGAAAGAGAAGUCUCGGAGGACGAUGAGCUAAACGCGUUUCCUGGGCGCAGCGAGGGAGAGCCUCGGUGCAGCCCUGGGACCUGUUCAUGUGCCAAUAAAUCCUGUCAUCAUGAGCCAUACGGACGGAAAGCGAGAUCCUAUGGCUCAUACAGCGCCGCAGGUGACAUGGAGCCGGACUGGUCAGCUUGGCCCUCCGAGAUGUUGCACUGUACAGAAUGCGUUGUGUGUCUAGAAAAUUUUGCAAACGGUUGUCUGCUGAUGGGCUUGCCGUGCGGCCACGUCUUCCACCAGAAUUGCAUCGUGAUGUGUCUGGCCGGCGGGCGACACUGCUGCCCCGUCUGCAGGUGGGCUUCGUACAAAAAAAAGCAGCCAUACACACAUCCGCAGCCUUUGUCCAAUGAUACCCCAUCUUAGCUGUGUGCUGAUGUCCUUCGUAAGCUUUCAGGAUAUUACUGCUUGCCUUUUAAAUGUUAGUCACUUAAAAGAUUAUGUGGUUUGAAGUUUUAGUUUAAAUGUUAGUGCAGUGAACUAAAAUAUACAUGAUGCUAACGUUAACGACAGAAUCAUUCGGUUGCCUUGAAUGUUGAACUGAACGCAUACUUAUCGUACAAUUAACUUUGUCUUUUCAACAUCUGGAAACUCGAUGCUGUUUUUGUAAGCACAAAAACCAAGCCUACAACGUAUUCCACCAGACGUUUACAAGUUAGGAUGUGGGUGAAACUGAAAUUCUAAUAGAAGACAACUGCUUAAUUUAAGUGUUUCUUAUUUUAGAGUCUGUUCAGCACAUCUUUGUUGAAUAAUGUAUGUUGUAAGACAGUACCAUUUAAAAAGAAAUCAGUGAAAUAAAUUAUUUUAAAAGGA